CACACUGUGACUUUCAAAAUGGGAAGAAGAAACAACUUGUUAACUUUUUAGAAUAUUAAUACUUAUUCUUAAAUGCAUUUAUAUGUAUGCAUGUGUAAUAUUUGUUAGGAAGGAUUAUUUACAUUACGCCGGCAAUGUCUCGUGAGAAAAAAAGGCAAAGCACGUUUCUUCUGGAGGAGCAGGAGGAGGAAAAUUUGGAAACUUCUGUCUCAACGUCGCAGGAAAACAUUAUUAUUGAAAAUGUUACAGACGAUAUGCCCAUUGAGCCUAUGGCUUUUCUACAAGGCCUUCACUCAGGAAAUUUGAUGCAGUUUAGUCAGCAAUCCGUUUUACGUGAAAUGAUGCUACAAGAUAUCAAGACACAGAUUAAUUCUCUGCCCAAGUUGGAAAAUCACAACAAUGGUGAUUAUCAUUUUGGCAUGGUCCUCGAGGAGCCGCCAAAGUCGCACUGGAUGUUCUCAAUGCCAUUAAACAAGCUGUACAUUCGUAUGAAUAAGACUUUUAAUAUUGAUGUAAAAUUUAAAACAAAAAUGCCUAUUCAGCCUCUGAAUUUGCGAGCCUUUCUUUGCUUUGUUAAGGAUGUCAGUGGACCCGUUCUGCGUUGUCAAAACCAUUUAAGUACAGAUCCCAUUAAGGGCAAUCAAAGUAUGCGAGAAAAUUUACUACGAUGUGAAAACCCGAACACUUCUUAUUGUGGAACAUCUGAAGGAAAAAGUAUUGCAGAAAGAUACUCCGUGCUUGUGCCAUUAAAUAUGAGUCGUUCUAGCCACGAAAGCGGUGGAUUCGUUCGCCAAACCCUUGCCUUCAGUUUUGCCUGUCAGAACUCAUGCUUUGGCCGCAAGGAAACCUGUUUGGUUUUUUGCUUGGAAAACACGAACCGUGACAUAUUGGGGCAACAAGUACUGUACCUUAAAAUUUGCACGUGUCCAAAACGUGAUCGCAAUCAAGACGAACGCCACCUAGAGAGCAAUAAAAACAAGUUGUUUUUCGAUGCAUCGGAGGAGGAAGAACUUGACGCAUCAAGUGCCAAAAAGAAGUGUCGCCGCACUAUGAAAAACGAAGUUAAAGACGAAAACGAAAGCAAUGAUAGCUCCGAUGUUCACCCUGUCCCAGCUGAUUGGGAAGUCUCGCGUGCGAUAGACGGUGAUUACCGACUUGUCAUAAAAUUUUCAAAUAAGGAUUUGCUAUUGCGGAGCAUCGAGGGUAUUAUUGAAAAGACGGCUGUCGCAAUGAUACGGAACCCACAAAAUUUAAAACUACGCCAACAAACAAACCAUUUGAUGAAUUUAAAAAAGUAUGCAUUAAAGUUGUCCUAAGCAAAUAAAAUGAAAAAUUCACUUAAUCUAUAUUUCUUUCC
Drosophila virilis is the source of this 1357-nucleotide messenger RNA. It is a transcript of the gene p53, whose product is annotated as p53. Gene Ontology annotation, molecular function: RNA polymerase II cis-regulatory region sequence-specific DNA binding; DNA-binding transcription factor activity, RNA polymerase II-specific. Gene Ontology annotation, cellular component: nucleus. Lineage: Eukaryota; Metazoa; Arthropoda; Insecta; Diptera; Drosophilidae. The record is from RefSeq and is a predicted model, not a curated record. Gene Ontology annotation, biological process: apoptotic process; regulation of transcription by RNA polymerase II.